AGGCAGGCUUACGCCAAUAUGCCAUCGAACAUGGAAUGGAUCCCGAGAAAUUUUCGGUCAUUACUGAGACUGAGAAAAAUAGGUGGGCCAUGGGAUGCUUCCGUGAGGACUUGGAGAAAGAUAUACGGUUCUGUCGUGGAGGAAUAAAAAGGAAUGAAGAUACCAGAAAAUAUCACAAAUUUUUAACAGAUCGGGAUAGGCUGGUCGGUGAAGAGUUAUUACGUCACGGUAUACUAAAGAAGUUGAUGAUCUUAUGGAAGAAUGGGAAAAAACUUAUAAUCAAUUCACAAAGAUAUUUAACUAAGUCUAAAGUAACUUACAACGCAUAA
Molecule: messenger RNA, 329 nt
Organism: Ambispora leptoticha
Lineage: Eukaryota; Fungi; Glomeromycota; Glomeromycetes; Archaeosporales; Ambisporaceae
Source: the annotation of a GenBank genome assembly